AUUCAAACGGCCGGGUGUACGUUCAUUUCUCUGCAAGUCGCAUGUGCAACAGCAUCCGAAUGUGAAAAGGUCCGCGUUAGAAUCGCAAGUCUCUUGAUAUCCGCACGAUACAAACAUGGCUAAAGAGUCGAUCGUGUUCUCGACAAUGGAUGACGAGACGGGGGAGAAGUUAGACGAGAUAUUCGGGACUAAGCCCAGUCUCGUCAAGGUGCAACCUAGCCGUUGUUUGUUGCCACCGAAAAUUAUCUUCUACGCGCAGAAGAUACGUGACAUGCCGGUGUACGAAGAUGACGUCUGGAUGAUCUCCUUUCCUCGAACUGGAAGUCACUGGGCACAGGAAAUGGCGUGGUGCAUCGGACACGAUUUUGAUUACGAGGAAGCUCGCACGAUCAUACUAAAGCGAAGUCCUACGCUCGAAGGUUCGGUUAUCAUGGUCAACGGGAAGUUUGACGAGUGGUUCAAAGAUCUGGGCGACUCCGUUGAAAACAUAAAGAACAUGCCAAGACCGCGGUACAUCAAAACUCAUAUACCGUGGGACUUAUUGCCGAGGCAGUUUCACGAGAAAAAGCCAAAGACAAUUUAUAUCACGAGAAAUCCAAAGGACGUCUGCGUCAGUUACUACCAUUACUGCAAAGUAUUCCACGGUAUGAUUGGAAACUUCGACGACUUCGCGGAAUUGAUGCUGCGUGACAGUGUGCCUUACGCACCGCUUUGGGAUCACGUUCUGCCUUUUUGGAAGAUGAAAAAUGAAGAUAACAUAUUAUUUUUGACGUACGAAGAAAUGAAACAGGAUCAAGUGGCAGCGAUUAAAAAAACAGCGGAAUUUUUAGGCAAAAACGUGACUGACGAACAAGUCGUCGGGCUUAGCGAACAUCUAAAGUUUUCUAAAAUAGCAGCAAAUCCAUCGGUGAACGUACAAUUGCUGCUGGGUGAUAACGAAGAGCUGAGAAAUGAUCCAAAUUCGAAAUUUAUCAGGAAGGGCAAAGUCGGCGAUUGGACGAAUUACAUGUCAAAGGAUCUCGCGCGACGAUUCGAUAAAUGGACGGAGGAACAUUUACAUGGAACCGGUCUAAAGUUCGAGACGGAUGUUAUGCUCGAUGAAGAAUAGAGCGCUUUAUAUUCCCCGGAAGUAAAACUUCCAUGAGAAUUUUUAACUUAGAUUUACGUUACUCAUGCAUAUUCAUUGUAGUCAUUGUAGUACAAUCGAAUCGUCACGUUUAUGGACAUUUAUCGUAUCUAAAAACACCUCAAAAUUCGUAAAGUUUUCUAUUAAUAUUGUAUUCAUAUUCGUAAAAAUUUUCUAUAAACGAUGCAAGUGUAAAUACAUAAAUCAUGCACUUGAAAAUGAUUCAUAAUCCAAAUUUUAUUUGCAAUUUUAUAUUCUAGAUUAUAUUUUAAUAUAUAUAUAUAUAUAUGUCGCAGACAAAUAAUAGCGAUUUUAGGCAAAUAGCAUCUGACUAGGCAAAUAGCAUUUACCAGGUUAGGUUAGGUUAGAAUAAAUUACAUAAUUUUUGUGUUUUUAAAGCA
Molecule: messenger RNA, 1527 nt
Organism: Solenopsis invicta (red fire ant)
Lineage: Eukaryota; Metazoa; Arthropoda; Insecta; Hymenoptera; Formicidae
Gene: St2
Product: luciferin sulfotransferase
Exons: 7
Coding region: 116-1108 (330 amino acids)
Biological process (GO): sulfation
Cellular component (GO): cytoplasm
Molecular function (GO): sulfotransferase activity
Source: RefSeq, a predicted model, not a curated record